AUGUACAGGGACGCAGUCGCGGCGGAUGCCACAGAAGCUAAGGAUCCCGCCAAGGAAAGCAAGAAGAAGAGAAAUAGCAAGGAUGCCCGCAAGGAAUCCGGCAAACGUACAUCUUCGGAGUACGUUGCGCCCGUCGAGGACUUGCCAGAGAGUUCUAACAGCAAAAGAUCCAAGGCUGGUGCACCCGCUGUGAAAAAGAUGCGCAAAAAUUUCUUCGAUCGUCUCUACCAUGGCAUCUGGUCCUUUGAUGAGUACUUCAUCUUGAAGAAGGACGCCAUGGGAAGGAUUGGUUUCUCUAGUUACCAGAAGUGCACGGCCGCAUUGCGGAUGCUUGCAUAUGGCACGACCGUUGAUUUGUGGGACGAGUACCUGCGGAUGUCCGAGAGGACAUGCGAAUAUGCCAUGGUAAGGUUUGCAACUGUCGUGGUCUCGGUGUUUGGGCCACAGUACCUGAGAGAACCAACUGUGGCAGACACCAAGAGGCUCUUGGCAAUCUCAGAAGCAAGAGGGUGGUCAGGUUUGCUCGAAUCGCUUGAUUACAUGCAUUGGAAAUGGAAGAACUGUCCAAAAGCUUUGCAAGGGGAAUAUCAAGGUCAUGUUAAGAAGCCCACCAUCAUUCUUGAAGCAGUUGCAUCACAAGAUCUUUGGAUUUGGCAUGCCUGA
This is a messenger RNA of Aegilops tauschii subsp. strangulata, 663 nucleotides long. RefSeq lists its product as uncharacterized. NCBI's taxonomy places the organism in Eukaryota, Viridiplantae, Streptophyta, Magnoliopsida, Poales, Poaceae. The record is from RefSeq and is a predicted model, not a curated record.